AUUUCGAAAGAUAUAAAAAAUAUUGUGCUUGACAGAUCCUCGAUAGAUGUCACUCUUAGUCGGCCGUUAUAUUGAUCAAGUUAGAUUUUCUAAGGACGCACGUUGAUAAGAUCUCAUAUUUGUCAAUUAUAUGAGAAAUUUAUUGCGAUAUCAAUAUAUCCAUUGAAACGAUUUUCAUUGAGUUUGCCGCGCGCCAUACGUGGAAUCUUAAUUUUUCGCCUAUGACGUCAUUUGUGAAUUACACAAGCGUCAUCGCUCAGUCUGUUGUGGAAAAUUUCAUCGAAUCCAUGGCAGCACCAAGUGAAAUCUGUUUUUCCUAAUAAAUACUUAAACAACGCAUCGAAAUACGCCGUGUUAUCCAGUGGAUGUUUUGUUAAUAGUGGUAUUAUUUUCAAGGAAUACUUCUUCGAAAGAAGUGUGGUUAUAGUGCUUGAAAAGAAUUUAAUUACAAUUUGUUGCAAUGACGAUGCAACAAUUCUGUUUACGAUGGAACAAUCAUCAACCAAAUUUCAUUUCGGUGUUUUCAAAUUUGUUAAAUAAUGAGACUUUGGUGGAUGUGACAUUAGCUGCUGAAGGCAGGCAUCUUCAAGCACACAAAGUUGUUCUAUCUGCAUGUAGUACAUAUUUCCAGUCAUUGUUUACUGUGAAUCCAUGUCAACAUCCCAUUGUGAUAUUAAAGGAUGUAAAAUUCUCAGAUUUGAAAAUUAUGGUUGAUUUUAUGUAUUAUGGUGAAGUAAAUAUAUCACAAGAUCAAUUACCGUCUAUUAUAAAGACUGCAGAGAGUUUGAAAAUAAAAGGACUCGCAGAAAUGCACAGUGCUUCUUUAACAAAAUGGCCAAGUGGUAGUGAACCUGGAGGAGGAGAUCGUGGAGAAUCUUGUUCACCCAGUCCUUCUCCAUUGUCACCGUCCUUUCGUAGAAAGAGAUUAAGAAAAUCAUCAACAGGGUCAACAUCUGGAUCUGGUGAUAAACCAGAAGAAAUGAAUGAAAUCACUUUAGUUGCUACCAAUAUUGUAAAACCAGAACCACUAAUAGUUUCACAAGAAAAUAAUGAAAAUGUAAGAAGACCUGUUAAUACGAAUACUGAAUCUCAAGGAAGCAUUGAUGAGGAUCAAAUAUCAAUUAUGAGUAAUAUGGAGAAUAGUUCAACAACAACACCAGCACAAAGUGAUGGCUCGAUACAAGAUGUAAGUCAACAAUCAGGAGGAAAUGUAGCCCAAACUUCAGUUUCUUCACAACAACCUCCUGCACAUCAAGGAUUGCAAUGGACUAUUAUGGAGCAUACAUAUCCACGUUUCGCUCUGUCUUCGUGUCAAACGAAUCUGUCGAUCCAAGCAUCAUCAGCUUUUACCACGCCCGAAAUAACAGCUUCUUCGACCAUCAGCGAUCAGUAUUCUGGUACCAGCACAACUGGUUCCAGUUGCGCCCUGACGAAUUAUCCGAAUUCCUCGCAUGGGACAUUGCAGCACACAUCGUCGAGCGGCCCUUCACCGUCGACACAGUGCCCGAGUAACUGCCAGAGCCCAUGCGCCAGUCCACAAACCGCAAUAAAGAGAAAACGAUCAACAAAUCCGCAAGCAGAUGAGAACUUUAUCAGGGCGUUAGAUGCCGUACGGUACGGUGGCAUAGGUUUCUGUAAAGCGGCUAGGAUGUUCGGUGUAAAUAAUCGAACACUUUGGUUGGAAUACAAAAAGCGCGGUUAUCCGAAUAAUCGACCCAGUUUGAAAUCGAGAGUUAAGCAAGAAGUGAAUUCCUCACCGCCACCAGCUCAGGCAGCGCAGCCGGUUAAUUCGCAGAGUCCUACGCCAAUGGGCCCCCCCACUACUCCACACAGUACACACAAUACCCAUAGCACGCAUACCAUGCUGACCACUCAUAGUCCUCAUACGAUGUUAAGCGGUUAUAUCGAUAGCAGACAUACGGAUUACGCAUUGCCAAUCAUUUACGCGAAGCAGGUAGGUCCGAAGAGGUAUCGUCUGUUGCGCCAGCCACGUGUCAAGAAGGAGUCGAACCAUUUGUCGCCGGACACGAGCGAGGCUUCCUCGCCGCACAUCGUUUCCUCCCCCAUCUACGUGACCACCCCGACGCUGAGCCUGCCCCAAACGUCGAAAAGCAUGGACGAAACGAGAAUCUCCCCGUUGCCCCCGCAAUCGAUUCUGGUGAACCAGCCCGGCCUGUUGACGGUGACCACCACGACUAACCUGUUGACCGUGCCCCAACCAUCCUACCUGAUGAAGCAACAUUCCCACCCGCUCUUGUCCACACCGCAGCAACAAUCGGGCGGCGGUGGAAAUUACUGGAUACACAGGCAACACUCGAAUCCGGAGUUCCCCAGGAGGACGACAAGUCCCUCGAUCGUGGUGGAACCGGCGCCGGUCAUCAAAACGGAGGAGGACAUCCUCGAGGAUCCGAUUGCAACCACCACAACCACUACCUCUACCACGGACAGCACCACUACGGCAGGAUCCACGUCCGGGUUGAGGGUGAAGACUACGGAGCUCAGACGGAGUUCAUCGUCGCCCCAAACAACGAGCAGGGAAACGCGAGAGAAUACGGGUGAUCUACGUGUCGGCCAUUGUCCAGUGUUGCGUCCAGGGCCGGCACUGCGUUGUAAUCAUUGUUGGAACACGAUAGACGCCCAAGGGAGGACGCUUCGUAGGAAAACAAAGUACCAUUGUCCCCAGUGUCAGGACAACCUGUGCAUCGUGCCCUGUUUCCAGGAGUAUCACGAGCGACGAGAAUUGAAGUUGAAACCCUUGCCGAAAACGAGUUCGGUCUAACGCGGAGUUUUGUAAAUAUUGUCAAUUUCGAGCACGUGGUUAAAAAGAAAAGGAAUCGAUGAAUUGUUCGAUUUGUAACAAUCGAUUGUUGAUCACCGAUUUAAUCUUUCGAGAGCCCAGGCUCAAUUAUUUUUUUUUUCUGGUAUCUCCC
Messenger RNA from Apis mellifera (honey bee), 2930 nucleotides. RefSeq names its product probable serine/threonine-protein kinase dyrk2. Gene Ontology annotation, biological process: regulation of transcription by RNA polymerase II. NCBI's taxonomy places the organism in Eukaryota, Metazoa, Arthropoda, Insecta, Hymenoptera, Apidae. The record is from RefSeq and is a predicted model, not a curated record. Bases 461 to 2779 code for a protein of 772 amino acids. The transcript has 7 exons. Gene Ontology annotation, molecular function: protein binding; DNA binding. Gene Ontology annotation, cellular component: nucleus.